AUGACAAUCGGUGAUAGUUUAAAUAACAAUAGCAACAACAAAAAGACAGGACAAGACAAUGUUGAAAAGGAUAUGGGAUAUAUGAGUAUUCCAGAUUCAGAGAUCAUCGUCCCAAAUGCAAUCGACAGUUAUCUUCGAAAGAAAUUAAAGGAUCAAACAUUGACAGAUUGUGAAAGCAGUGUUAGAGAGUUUGCUAGAUGUACCGAAGACAAGUUAUUCUCUGUCAUUUGGGAAUGCAAAGAACAACAACAAAAAAUGAGAGAAUGUCUUACUUCACAUACAACACCAGAAAGAUUACAAGCAUUAAAGAGAGAAUGGAUCGAUCAUACUAAACAAAAAAUAUGGGAAUUAAAGAAACAACACGAACAAGAUCUUCUCAACAAUAAUAAGACUAAUUAG
This is a messenger RNA of Cavenderia fasciculata, 399 nucleotides long. RefSeq lists its product as uncharacterized. The transcript has 2 exons. Gene Ontology annotation, cellular component: mitochondrion. The coding region runs from base 1 to 399 and encodes 132 amino acids. Lineage: Eukaryota; Evosea; Eumycetozoa; Acytosteliales; Cavenderiaceae. The record is from RefSeq and is a predicted model, not a curated record.